Ceratitis capitata (Mediterranean fruit fly) is the source of this 1076-nucleotide messenger RNA. It is a transcript of the gene Svip, whose product is annotated as small VCP/p97-interacting protein. The coding region runs from base 291 to 542 and encodes 83 amino acids. The record is from RefSeq and is a predicted model, not a curated record. Gene Ontology annotation, biological process: positive regulation of autophagy; negative regulation of VCP-NPL4-UFD1 AAA ATPase complex assembly; negative regulation of retrograde protein transport, ER to cytosol. NCBI's taxonomy places the organism in Eukaryota, Metazoa, Arthropoda, Insecta, Diptera, Tephritidae. The transcript has 4 exons. Gene Ontology annotation, cellular component: endoplasmic reticulum membrane.
GAAAUGUCAAAGACAAGUUGUCAGAUGUGUUCGUGUAUUUUUCGAGUCAAGACAUUCGUGCCUGCAAAAAUUUAAAAACUUAAACAUUCGUUUUAGUACAACAAUAAGCAAAUGCGGCAUGCAUGUAGCUUAGUGGGAUAACCAUUAGCUCGUGCUGUGGGCAUCCCAAGUUGGAAUCGAAUUUGAAAAAAAGUGUCUGGAACAAAAGUCUAAUGAUGAAAACGUGGUGGUUUCCGAAAUAGCAGGUCUAACCGUUAAAAAAAUUAUACUUCAUAGUCAGCAAAAUAAAAAUGGGCUCCCUUUGUUCAUCGUGCUUCGGAAGCAAUGGCGAAUCUUCUAAUCUGAUGCCAUCACCGGAAACACGACGGCGUCAGCAGCUGGAAGCAGCAGAAAGACGACGCGAAGAAAAUGAACACAGAGGUAUUAAAAAUCCAGAGAGCGUCCGAAGACAACAACAACGGGCAGAGGAGCUAGCAAGAAGAGAAGAUGAAGCCGCCCGUAUGGGUGGCGGUGCUCCAAACUUAAAGUGGCAAAGCAAUUAGGAGGAACGAAGUACAAGAGGUGUGUCAGCUACCACUUUUAAGUGUGAGUCCUAUUAAGAAUCAAAAAUAUACAAAGUUCUUUCAGCACCAAAAGUGUUUUAAAUGCAUACAUUUUUAAAAAAAAAAAAACAUUGUUAAGAAUACAUUUAUCACUUUAAGCUAAUAUAAUUAAAUUAAUUAAAGUAUCAUUAGAACGUCAAGAAAAACAGCUAAUUUUGAAUCCUAUAAAUGUAUUUUCAGGUUAUUGAAAAUUUAUGCUUUUACACUAUAACAUUUGUUACAUGCGUUCGAAAGUAUUAUUUAUAUUCGUUAAAAAAAAACUGGUAAAGAAUAACCGGGCACAUUCUUUAAUGGUUUAAAUGUUAUAACAUCGUAUUUUUGCUAUUCCUUAUUAUUUUUAUAAAACAAUACCAAAAACUAAUCGAAGAUUUCUAGCAGAGACAUAUACUGAUGGUAUCUGCAUAGUGUUUUUGUAAUUUUAUAUAAAUGUAAGAUAUUUGUUGUGGAAAUAAAAGUACAUUAUCUAAAAAAUUA